Molecule: messenger RNA, 1929 nt
Organism: Procambarus clarkii (red swamp crayfish)
Lineage: Eukaryota; Metazoa; Arthropoda; Malacostraca; Decapoda; Cambaridae
Source: RefSeq, a predicted model, not a curated record
AUGCCUCGAGCAAGGAUCUUUAAUGAGUCCCUUAUGAAGGGACAGUUGCUCAGUUCCUGGAAGAAUGCGUAUGUGGAUCCAAUGUAUAAGACUGAAGAUAGAGAAGAGGCACUUAACGACAGACCUGCAUCACUGACGACCAUCACUUACAAAGUACUUGGAAGAAUAACCAGCCGGCCGGAACAACAGCCCCCAGCCGGCCUGAACAACAGCCCCCAGCUGGCCGGAACAACAGGCCCCAGCCGGCCAGAACAACAGGCCCCAGCCGGCCAGAACAACAGCCCCCAGCCGGCCGGAACAGCAAUCCCCAGCCGGCCGGAACAACAGCCCCCAGCUGGCCGGAACAACAGGCCCCAGCCGGCCAGAACAACAGGCUCCAGCCGGCCAGAACAACAGCCCCCAGCCGGCCGGAACAGCAGUCCCCAGCCGGCCAGAACAACAGCCCCCAGCCGGCCGGAACAACAGCCCCCAGCUGGCCGGAACAACAGCCCCCAGCCGGCCGGAACAACAGCCCCCAGCCGGCCAGAACAACAGCCCCCAGCCAGCCGGAACAACAGCCCCCAGCCGGCCGGAACAACAGCCCCCAGCCGGCCGGAACAACAGCCCCCAGCCGGCCGGAACAACAGCCCCCAGCCGGCCGGAACAACAGCCCCCAGCCGGCCAGAACAACAGCCCCCAGCCGGCCGGGACAACAGCCCCCAGCCGGCUGGAACAACAGCCCCCAGCCGGCCGGAACAACAGCCCCCAGCCGGCCGGAACAACAGCCCCCAGCCGGCCGGAACAACAGCCCCCAGCCGGCCGGAACAACAGCCCCCAGCCGGCCGGAACAACAGCCCCCAGCCGGCCGGAACAACAGCCCCCAGCCGGCCGGAACAACAGUCCCCAGCCGGCCGGAACAACAGUCCCCAGCCGGCCGGAACAACAGCCCCCAGCCGGCCGGAACAACAGUCCCCAGCCGGCCGGAACAACAGUCCCCAGCCGGCCGGAACAACAGCCCCCAGCCGGCCGGAACAACAGCCCCCAGCCGGCCGGAACAACAGCCCCCAGCCGGCCGGAACAACAGCCCCCAGCCGGCCGGAACAACAGCCCCCAGCCGGCCGGAACAACAGCCCCCAGCCGGCCGGAACAACAGCCCCCAGCCGGCCGGAACAACAGUCCCCAGCCGGCCGGAACAACAGCCCCCAGCCGGCCAGAACAACGGCCCCCAGCCGGCCGGAACAACAGACCCCAGCCGGCCGGAACAACAGUCCCCAGCCGGCCGGAACAACAGCCCCCAGCCGGCCGGAACAACAGCCCCCAGCCGGCCGGAACAACAGCCCCCAGCCGGCCGGAACAACAGCCCCCAGCCGGCCGGAACAACAGCCCCCAGCCGGCCAGAACAACAGCCCCCAGCCGGCCAGAACAACGGCCCCCAGCCGGCCGGAACAACAGCCCCCAGCCGGCCGGAACAACAGCCCCCAGGCGGCCAGAACAGCGGCCCCCAGCCGGCCGGAACAACAGCCCCCAGCCGGCCAGAACAACAGCCCCCAGCCGGCCGGAACAACAGCCCCCAGCCGGCCGGAACAACAGCCCCCAGCCGGCCGGAACAACAGCCCCCAGCCGGCCGGAACAACAGCCCCCAGCCGGCCAGAACAACAGCCCCCAGCCGGCCAGAACAACGGCCCCCAGCCGGCCGGAACAACAGCCCCCAGCCGGCCGGAACAACAGCCCCCAGCCGGCCAGAACAACGGCCCCCACCCGGCCGGAACAACAGCCCCCAGCCGGCCAGAACAACAGCCCCCAGCCGGCCGGAACAACAGCCCCCAGCCGGCCGGAACAACAGCCCCCAGCCGGCCGGAACAACAGCCCCCAGCCGGCCGGAACAACAGCCCCCAGCCGGCCAGAACAACGGCCCCCAGCCGGCCAGAACAACGGCACUGUCACCGAUAA